Verticillium alfalfae VaMs.102 is the source of this 666-nucleotide messenger RNA. RefSeq names its product DNA replication complex GINS protein SLD5. Bases 1 to 666 code for a protein of 221 amino acids. The record is from RefSeq and is a predicted model, not a curated record. Gene Ontology annotation, cellular component: GINS complex. NCBI's taxonomy places the organism in Eukaryota, Fungi, Ascomycota, Sordariomycetes, Glomerellales, Plectosphaerellaceae. The transcript has 3 exons. Gene Ontology annotation, biological process: double-strand break repair via break-induced replication; DNA-templated DNA replication.
AUGGAUAUCGACGACAUCCUCCAGCAGGUCGACCCGACGACGGCCUCCAUCCCUCCGGAAACCCGUGACCUGCAAGCCCUCACGCGCGCCUGGAUCGCCGAACGCUCUGCCCCCGAGCUACUCGAAUGGCCACCCGACAACUUGUUUGAGCGCGUCAACGCUCGCAUCGCCCGCCAGAUCGAGACCAUUGAGGACAUGACGGGCGACAUGGAUCCCAAGACCAACUUUGCUCUCAUUGUCAUCCAGACGGAGCUCGAGCGCUUCAAGUUUCUCGUGCGAAGCUACAUCCGCGCGCGGAUCGCCAAGAUCGACAAGCACACGCUCUACUACCUCGCGAGCCCGGCGCUGCGCGCGCGCCUCUCGCCGACCGAGCUCGCCUACGCGACCCGCCACCAGGCCCUGCUGCACGACCACUACCUCUCCUCCUUCCUCUCGAGCUUCCCGCCGCAGCUGCAGAACCUCAACGACACGGCCGGCAUGACGAGCAUGAUCGACGGGCCCGACCUCGACGCCGCCGUCUUUGUGCGCCUGCUGCGCGACGCCACGGUCGAGGGCCGCGGCACCGACUCGGACGACGCCAUUGACGCCCGCUUUGGCGACGUGCUCAUCCUGCGGUGGUCGAGCGCCAGGGGCCUGGUCGAGACGGGGGUUGCUGAGCUGGCAUAG